Molecule: messenger RNA, 3346 nt
Organism: Nannospalax galili (Upper Galilee mountains blind mole rat)
Lineage: Eukaryota; Metazoa; Chordata; Mammalia; Rodentia; Spalacidae
Gene: Ptprh
Product: protein tyrosine phosphatase receptor type H
Exons: 18
Coding region: 26-3010 (994 amino acids)
Biological process (GO): protein dephosphorylation
Molecular function (GO): protein binding; protein tyrosine phosphatase activity
Source: RefSeq, a predicted model, not a curated record
UCUCCAGGGUCUGUAUGGCUGCACUAUGGUCUGGGCGGCUGACCCAGUGGAGAACCUAAGGGCAGAAGCUCAGAACACCAGCUCCAUCACCCUGCGCUGGGAUGCCUCCCAGGGCACUGACCUUCAGGACCUCACCUACUGGGUCCAGUGCACUGGAGACGGUGACAGAAAUGACACUCGAAACACAAGAGACACCAGUAUCACCAUGGGUGGACUUCAUCCUGCGUCUUUGUAUGAAUUUUCUGUGUGGGUAGAAAAAGAUGGAGCCAAUAGCUCCAGGCAGAGCCUCAGUGCGGCCACAGCCCCAAGCCCAGUGAGAAACCUGACAGUGGAAGGUCAGACCAACAGCUCCAUCACCCUGCGCUGGGAGGCCCCUGAGGGCUCCGACUCCCAGAACCUCACCUACUGGGUGCAGUGCAUUGGAGAUGGUGACCAAAAUGAGACCACAACAAACACCAGCAUCGUGGUGAACAAACUUGUUCCUGCAUCUCCAUAUGAGUGUUCUGUGUGGGUAGAGAAAUAUGGAGUCUUUAGCUCCAAGGAGAUGAUCAGCACUGUCACAGCCCCAAGCCCAGUGAGAAACCUGACAGUGGAAGGUCAGACCAACAGCUCCAUCACCCUGCACUGGGAGGCCCCUGAGGGCUCCGACUCCCAGAACCUCACCUACUGGGUGCAGUGCAUUGGAGAUGGUGACCAAAAUGAGACCACAACAAACACCAGCAUCGUGGUGAACAAACUUGUUCCUGCAUCUCCAUAUGAGUGUUCUGUGUGGGUAGAGAAAUAUGGAGUCUUUAGCUCCAAGGAGAUGAUCAGCACUGUCACAGCCCCAAGCCCAGUGAGAAACCUGACAGUGGAAGGUCAGACCAACAGCUCCAUCACCCUGCACUGGGAGGCCCCUGAGGGCUCCGACUCCCAGAACCUCACCUACUGGGUGCAGUGCAUUGGAGAUGGUGACCAAAAUGAGACCACAACAAACACCAGCAUCGUGGUGAACAAACUUGUUCCUGCAUCUCCAUAUGAGUGUUCUGUGUGGGUAGAGAAAUAUGGAGUCUUUAGCUCCAAGGAGAUGAUCAGCACUGUCACAGUCCCUAACCCUGUGAGGAAUCUGAGGAUCCAGGACCAGACCAACAGCUCUAUCACCCUGAGCUGGAUGGCUCCCAUGGGUCCCAGUUAUCCCAACUACACAUACUUGAUCUCAUGGGUGGAGGAGAACAAUGUUGCCAAUGAAACCAUAACUACUAAUACCACUGUCACACUGAUGUCACUGAACCCUGGGAGCUUGUUCAACUUCAUCGUCUCUGCCGAGAGGAACCAAGUCGGAAGUGAUACCAGGAACCUCAGUGGGGCCACUGAACCCAACAAGGUCACAGAUCUGCAGUAUGAAAGUCAGACCAACAACUCAGUGACCCUGAAGUGGAAUGCCCCUGCAGACUUCUACUCUGAAUAUUAUACCUACUCUGUCCAGUGGGUCAGUGAGGGACAAGCCCAGAGGAAGCAAGAUCCCCGAGGACAUUCGGCCAACUCCACAGGCAAUACCAGAGAGACUUGGUAUAAGAUCGAGAACCUGGAGCCUGGCACUUUGUACAACUUCAGUGUGUGGGCAGAAAGGAACAAUGUCUCUGGUUUCACACAGAGCCUCCAGGCCUCCACAGUCCCAAAUGCUGUCAUCAUCACCUCCUGUGUCAGUACCUCUGGUGGCUAUGGGGUCAUCUUGACCUGGUCCUGCCCAUCUGGAGGCUAUGAGACCUUUGAGGUGAAGGUGGGCGGGGAGUCGAGCGCCCAAGACAGAUCUUUGUGUGAGAAGGGCUUGUCUGUGUCAGGUCUUGGGCCCGCUCAGUCCUACACAGCCACUGUCACAACUAUCUGGAAGAGACUGAGUAGCCCGCCUGUAUCUGUGACCUGCUACACAGAGAGUGCAGGGGUCAUUGCCAGAGCCAUUGUGGGCGUCCUCCUGUUCUUCAUCCUCGUGGGGCUGCUGAUUUUCUUCCUGAGAAAGAGGAAAAGGAAGCCUCAGCAGAAGGAAGCUCCCAGAGACCUGGAGUUCAGCUUCUCAGGAAAUAUCCUUGCCAAAGACUUUGCUGACCAUGUCAGGAAGAAUGAGAAGGACAGCAACUAUGGCUUUGCUGAGGAGUACCAGCAAUUGAUCCUAGAGGGUCAAGGCCAGUCUCAGAUGGUGGCAUCAGCUCCCGAGAACAAAUCCAAGAACCGCUACAGGAAUGUGCUGCCCUAUGACUGGUCCCGGGUGCCCCUGCAGUCCCUUCAGGAGGAACCAGGCUCUGACUACAUCAACGCCAGCUUCAUGCCUGGUCUUCGGAGCCCCAAGGAGUUCAUUGCAGCGCAGGGCCCCCUGCCCCACACUGUGAGUGACUUCUGGCGUCUGGUGUGGGAGCAGCAGAGCCACACCCUGGUCAUGCUGACUAACUGCAUGGAGUCUGGACUGGUGAAGUGUGAGCACUACUGGCCUCUGGAUGCUCAGCCCUGCACUCACAGGAAGCUGCGGGUGACGCUGCUGGCUGAGGAGGUGACAGAGGACUGGACAGUGAGGGAUCUUCAGCUCUACCACAUGGGGCAGCAGCAGACCCUCUUUGUACGUCAGUUCCACUACCUGGCCUGGCCAGAUCAUGGAGUUCCUUACUCCCCAGACCCCUUGCUGGCUUUCUGGAAGGUGGUUCGGCAGUGGUUGGAUCAGACCGCAGGUGGAGGCCCGCCCAUUGUUCACUGCAGUGCUGGUGUGGGCCGGACAGGCACCCUUAUCGCGCUGGAUGUCCUGCUCAGGCAGCUGGAGUGUGAGGGGCUGGUGGGGCCCUUGAGCUUUGUGAGGAAGAUGAGAGAGAGCCGUCCUUUGAUGGUGCAGACAGAGGCCCAGUACGUGUUCCUCCACCAGUGCAUCCUGAGGUUUCUCCAGCAGUCAGCCCCAGCCACCACUCAGAAGGAGGCAACAUACAAGAAUAUGGCAAACGUCAUCUAUGAGAAUGCAGCCGCCAUCCAGGCCCAUGAGUUGGAGACCUAAGCUAAGCCUACAUACAGCAAUAUUCAGGCUAGAUCUGGAUACUGUUGAGCCCAGAUCUCUGGAUCCCCCAAGAAAACAGGUUUGAGCUCCAGCCUCCCCAACCUUGUGUGACAAGGCCACUGUACUUCCAACACAUGAGCCCUAUGGGAGCUGGAGGACAGGGGUCCUAGGUGGAUUUGUUGUUGACAUAGGAGGCAGCUGUGGCCCAGGUGUGCAGGGUUUCAAGGAAACAGGCUGGAACCUAGAUUCAGAGGAAGGAAGGAAUCGGGGGUCUGGGAUUCUGACAUUUCGGGAAGAAGGACAGGCAGGAGCCUGCCCUGCGUUUACUUUAGAAAC